GUCCCUUGUGGUUUCUUCUUGCACUUUUGGCGAUGUUCCCUCUGUUUAGGAGGGCCUUGAGCCGUUUAAGAGUUCGCAGCUUUCAGCAAACUGUUGAAAGGCAGAACCACCAGGACAGGAUGCCUAAUUUUCAUGAUAAGUAUGGCACCCUAAUAUUACUGAGUGGAGCCACUUUCUGUCUUGCCAUUUGGGCAUACACAGCAACUCAAAUUGGAAUCGAAUGGAACCCAUCUCCUGUUGGCAGAAUCGCCCCAAAAGAUUGGAGAAGCCAGUAAAGGAGAAAUGAUUCCCUGUCGUCAAAACUGGCGUCAUUCUGGAAUUUUCCAGAAUUACUAUUCGAAGUAAAGGUAGUUUGUUAUCAAGUGUCACAU
Messenger RNA from Gracilinanus agilis (Agile Gracile Mouse Opossum), 371 nucleotides. Its product is annotated as cytochrome c oxidase subunit 7B, mitochondrial-like. Lineage: Eukaryota; Metazoa; Chordata; Mammalia; Didelphimorphia; Didelphidae. The record is from RefSeq and is a predicted model, not a curated record. Gene Ontology annotation, biological process: mitochondrial electron transport, cytochrome c to oxygen. Bases 33 to 275 code for a protein of 80 amino acids. The transcript is spliced from 2 exons.